This is a messenger RNA of Oreochromis niloticus (Nile tilapia), 2026 nucleotides long. RefSeq lists its product as uncharacterized. Bases 144 to 1742 code for a protein of 532 amino acids. The transcript is spliced from 6 exons. NCBI's taxonomy places the organism in Eukaryota, Metazoa, Chordata, Actinopteri, Cichliformes, Cichlidae. The record is from RefSeq and is a predicted model, not a curated record.
AACGUGCCCGGGCAAAUUCACAUAUUAAGACUGUGCUUGCAUGGCGGACUUGCAAGCUUAUGUAAAAGAAAUUUCAAGAAGCCGAAGGCAUACUCCUCAUUCACUGCAAGACUUCAAGGAAAACCUGUUAAAAAGAUACAUUAAUGUCACAACCAGCCCAUCUACGAGUGAUUCUUUCAGAACAUGAUGUCCAGAAACUGGCAUUACCAUCUGGAAUCCCUGGAACAGUUGAGGAACUUCAUUCAGUUGUUCAAGAUACAUUUAGGAUUUCUGGGGAUUUCUGUUUGCAUUACAAGGAUGCUGGUUUUGGUAAUGAGUUUUUCUCCUUGCUUUCAACAACUGACAUUAAGGAUAAGGACACUAUCAAGGUUAUCUAUAUCCAGGAACCCCCUACAGUAACUCUGACCUUAACAGAUGUAGACAGAUCCUUCACAAGCCUUGCUGAUGAUCCUCUUCAAUUUUCUGACGAUGCCUGCUCAUCUACAUUGUCACAUGACACAUUGCCUGUCUCUUCAGAAUUAGAGACAGAAAGACCAGUCCAGCGAUCAAAUGGAUGGCCCAUAGAAUUUCCAAUCCCUCGUUUCUCUACCAGUACAGAGAUUCUGCUGCAGUCCGGCAAUCAAAACUUCAUUUGUUCUGGGACUGUUUUUGGUACUAAAGAUCUCAUCACACUACUUCCAGACAUCCUUGGAGGUUUAGCUGAGGCCAUUUUUGAGUACACUGCUUAUCCAUCAAGUGCACAACUAAGUCAAGUAGCAGAGGCCUUGACUAAAAAACAUCCCUGCCUCAAAGAACCAGGUUCUUUUCAUGGAUGUUAUGGAUGGAUUCAGCGCCUCAAAUAUAAAAUGAACAACUUCAGAUCCAAACUUCGAGGUACUGGCUGCCCCGAAAUUGUGGUGAACUCACUCAAGAGGAAACCAGCACAUGAGCAGGCUCCUGCUAAAAAUGUUAAAAAGCCUAAAAAGGCUGAAGUAAAUUACCUACCUCCACAUCCUCAAGGGGAAACAAGUGGAAGUUUGGAGAAGGAAAGAGUGGACCUCUUGUGUGAAGUGACGAAAAGGGAUAAUUGCCAGGUGAUUGCAGAGAAAAUGGCCAAGACAUUCUCUCUUCGCAGGCAAGAAAUCGUAUAUGAGGCACCCGCUAUCAGGAACUUCAUGGAGCGUUGGCCUGCAUUAUUUGAUGCGACACAGAUAAAGGAAGAGUUCAAGAGAAUAACCACUGUAAGCCUGGAAUCCACGUUUAUGGCUAAACUUGACCAUUGCACCCCAAAACUGAUGGAUGUCGUUUCAUCAAGGGGAGGAGCUAAAGGAGUGAGAAUCAGGCAGAUCAAGGACAUGCUUCUUGAGCACAAUACAAUCAAAAUACGCAGAGAAGUAGCCAUCCGCUCCCUUAUCACAUACCUUGGAGAGAAGGAAGAAGACCUUUUCAUGGAGUUUGGUGACACAGAAGAAUUUGAGGCCAACCUAGAAAGGCAGGUGAUGAAAAUUGCCAUCAUCGGUGACCGGUAUACCCCUGGAUCUGACCACAAGACUGGAACCAUUGUGGUGGAGGGAACAAAAAUCCUGGAAGGCCCGGAUAUCCCAAGUUGUUGUGCGUUACUCAUGGGCAUAAUAUAUGCUCUCAAUCUGAGCUAUUGCAAGGAACUGAAAUAUACUUUCGAAGUCUUUCAGAAGCUGUUCCUUGACCUUGAUGGACUGAGAGCCAGUGCAAAAGUAACAAGUCUCAAGAACAGUAUUUUCUAAAGAUGUCACUUGUUUUGAGCACUAAGAAAUUUUAUUCAGAUUGUGUUGCUUUGUAUUUGGAAGUCCACUAGGAAAAAAAUGAUAGUGUUGACAAAAAAUAGAAGACACUAAAUGUUUUCUAUCUAGUUAUUUUUGAUAUUAUAUUAAACAAAUUGUGUCUUCAUAGUUGUUGUACUACCCUGUCCUUAACACCUAUCCUGGAUUUAAUCCUCAAAGAGAUGUGCUGAUGAAUGAAACAGCAUUAUGUUAAACAUGUUGACUCUGUUUCAAAAAUUGUUAACCAU